Molecule: messenger RNA, 2317 nt
Organism: Caenorhabditis sp. 36 PRJEB53466
Lineage: Eukaryota; Metazoa; Nematoda; Chromadorea; Rhabditida; Rhabditidae
Source: the annotation of a GenBank genome assembly
AUGGACGCUUCACGGAGCAAACCGUCCAGUUCGUCGAGUCAUUCACCUAGUCCGGCUCCUGUUGUAAGUGUUUUUCCUCUAAAUCCAUCAAAAUCGAAAAUAUCCGACAGAAAAUGCCGAAAAUAGUGCAAAACGUCCAAAGAAAUUAUCAGAUUGUGACAUUUCGAACGUGCGAAGGGCAAAUACUCAUCAAACGCGUAGAAAAACGUUUCUGUCUAAAAAAGUUGUCGAUAUCAAUUCAAUUUAACCUGCCUUAGCCAAUUAUAACCCAUUUUCUUCUUUUUUCAGACAGGAUCCGAGCGGAAAACACGAGAUUCGGGUCUGUGCCAAACAAGUGACAUUCCCGAGAUUCCGUCGUUUUGCAUCGACAACCUGAAUAGUAUUCGGCUGGGAAGAGGCACUUAUGGAGUCGUCGAGAAAACGAGAUAUCGAAAAUCCAGGAAUCAUGAGUUUGGGUGCGUGAAAGACCGCUUAAAAAGUUUAUUGUAAAUGUUUUUGACACGAAAACUACUAAGAAUUUAUACAAAUCGACUUAUUCUGCUGAUUUUUCAGACCUGCGGCUAUCAAAUACGCGAAUGACUCGCCGAGCAAUAUUAUCGUUCUGAUUCGAGAGGCCAAAGUGAUGAUGUCACUCCGAGAUCAUCCGAACGUUAUCAAGUACUCCUUUUUCACUCGAAAAUCCUGUAGAAAUAAUAUAAUUUACAGAAUUUACGGGUUGUACCAUUGUCCGCGUAACGGGCGAGGAGUAGUGAUGGAGCACAUGGAUUGCGGAUCGAUGGCUGAUUGUGAGGGCGCUUUCUGAGCGCAUUCUUUGAUUCGAAACGUAAACUUUCAGUGAUUUACCUUCGAAAAAGUAUCAAUUACACGAUAGACCACUUCGCCACGUGGAUGCGUCAGCUUUCGUCUGCUGUCGACUUCUUUCACGUCAACGAUCAGGUUCAUCGGGAUCUGAAACUGCAGAAGUAGGUCUUCAUGUCUUCUUACUUUUUUCUCAACACAGUUCGUUCAGUAUGCUUCUCUGCGAUCGCUACCGAACAAUGAAGCUGUGCGACUUCGGAACCUUCACCUCAAUGCACCAAUCGAUGACCUCCAACCGAGGCACCCCGAUCACAAUGGCGCCAGAAAUCUUCCGCUGCGAACCGUACAACACGAAAUCCGACAUCUACAGUAUCGGCAUAAUCAUGUGGCAGGUCCUCGCGCGUAGCCAUCCGUACAAUCAGAAUCUCUCGGUGCCCGGAUUGCUGUACAACGUGGCGACGACCAAUCUGAGACCGCCCGAAUUGCAGUGCAAUCCGAUCCUUUCCUCGUUUUAUAAAAAGUGCUGGCAUAACGAUCCGGAGGAGCGACCCACUUCGUCACAGUGCGUCGAGUAUUUCGAAUGUCUGGAAAAUGUAAUUAGUUACUCAAUUUGAAAACUGAUUUUGCUGAUCAUGUUACUUUUCAGGAGUACCCGAACGGCACCGAGCCUCUGUCUGAUUCGACGACGAACGGACCCGCCCACACCCCUCAGCCACGCGCUCUCCGUCCGUCGCCUCCGUUCGGAACGGCGAGCGGAUCCGGUUCUCACGGACGUACACCGACUCCCUCGAAUCGUCUGCACGCGCCAACACCCGAACGGAAAACGCACCGACGGACGGGCAGUGAUCAGACGACGAUCGGACUGAACGUACCUUCCUCCGCGUCGGUCUCGUCGGCGUCAGUCCAGCCGGCGGUCAAAGGAACGAGGUCGAAGAGUGUAGCGUCAGAUUUGCACAAUGCGGCCGCAAAUGGGCACAGGUUGGUGAAUGAAUGAGCAGAAUUGCGAAAGAAACGAGAGGCUCGGUGUUGCGAAAUAGUCACAUGGAUUUCUCGUUUUGCAGGUCACCACACAGAGAUGCGCCCCCGCCGCCCGGAGUCCGGAGGAAGAGCAGCGACGAGAAUCGGAUGGCGUUCCUCUCGAUUAUGGGUGAUCACGAGCUGAGGGUUAGAUUUAUUGCGAUAUGGAUUUCACAGAUUUCAACGUUUUUAGCCAAUCGAACCAGAUGAAAGUGACCUGACGUCCCUGCAAAUCUACAAUGAACACUGUCAAGAAUGCGAAGCGCUCGUUGACGUCAUCGAUUUGAAAAAGGAAAUCAUGAUUAAAAAGUGAGCCAACGCCCUCCUGAAUGCGUGAAAACACAACCUUUGCAGACACGAAGCACUGAGCUUGUGGUCGAAACACGAAAAGCACGCGGAGCUGCUCGAACGGAUGCACUAUCUGGAGCAGAUGAUCGGGCGAAUCGAGCGAAACAGCGCGUCGACCGACGACGAAAUUGCAUUCCACACCGAGCGAAUGUAA